Molecule: messenger RNA, 1673 nt
Organism: Nelumbo nucifera (sacred lotus)
Lineage: Eukaryota; Viridiplantae; Streptophyta; Magnoliopsida; Proteales; Nelumbonaceae
Product: magnesium transporter MRS2-1-like
Biological process (GO): magnesium ion transport
Molecular function (GO): magnesium ion transmembrane transporter activity
Source: RefSeq, a predicted model, not a curated record
AGAGAGAAAGAGAGAGAGAGAGAAGAACAAACGUGUGAAAAUUACAACCGAAGGAGUGUAUCGAAUUCGAAACCCGAAUUCUUGUCAUUUGCAGAGACGAGACUCGAGAGCUUCAAUUCUUGUUGUUGCAGACCACCUGAAGCUCUCCAUUAAUGGCGGACCUCAAAGAGCGCCUGCUCCCGCCGAGGCCCUCGUCGACAAUGAACCUUAGAGAGACGACUUCGAGACCCUCCGCCUCCGGCCGCCCGCUUUUCCAAGGCAUGGACUUUCUAGGGCUGAAGAAGCGCGGUCAGGGUCUCCGCUCAUGGAUUCGCGUUGACACCUCCGGGAACUCCCAGAUUAUCGAGGUCGAUAAGUUUACUAUGAUGCGCCGCUGUGAUCUCCCCGCCCGGGAUCUUCGCCUCCUCGAUCCUUUGUUCGUCUACCCGUCGACGAUUCUUGGGAGGGAGAAGGCGAUUGUUGUGAAUCUUGAGCAGAUUCGGUGUAUAAUCACGGCUGAUGAAGUGUUGCUAUUGAAUUCACUUGAUAAUUAUGUGUUGCAGUACGUGGUGGAGCUGCAACGGCGAUUGACUGCGGCUGGAGUAGGGGAAGUGUGGCAAUCCGAUGGUCCUAAUUUAGGCAGGAGUAGAAGUAGGAGUUUUGAGAAUUCGUUCGGGAAUACAUCGCCAGAUUAUUUGCCCUUUGAAUUUAGGGCGCUCGAAGUCGCUUUGGAGUCUGCUUGUGCUUUUCUCGAUGCUCAGGCAGCGGAGUUGGAAAUAGAAGCAUAUCCAUUGUUAGACGAACUGACAUCAAAGAUCAGUACUUUAAACUUGGAACGUGCGCGUCGGUUGAAGAGUAGACUUGUUGCUUUGACUCGGAGGGUUCAGAAGGUCAGGGAUGAGAUAGAGCAGCUAAUGGAUGAUGAUGGAGAUAUGGCUGAAAUGUACCUCUCAGAGAAGAAGAUAAGAAUGGAAUCUUCUUUCUAUGGUGAUCAGUCUUUGAUGGGAUACAGCUCUACUGGGGGUGGGCUUUCUGCUUCUGCUCCAGUAUCACCUGUUUCUUCACCCCCUGAUGGUAGGAAGCUCGAGAAGAGCUUAAGUAUUGCAAGGAGCAGGCAGGAGAGCAUGAAAAGUUCGGACAGCACCACUGAGAACAUAGAAGAACUGGAGAUGCUGUUGGAGGCAUACUUUGUGGUGAUUGAUAGCACUCUCAACAAGCUAACAUCGCUGAAGGAGUACAUUGAUGACACGGAAGAUUUUAUCAACAUUCAGCUGGAUAAUGUUCGAAAUCAACUUAUUCAAUUUGAACUGCUGCUUACAACUGCAACAUUCGUAGUUGCAAUCUUUGGAGUGGUGGCAGGGGUCUUCGGGAUGAACUUUGAAAUAUCAUUGUUUGAUGAGCCAGAUGCUUUCAAGUGGGUUCUUGUGAUUACAGGAAUAUGUGGGGUCAUUAUAUUCUGUUUAUUUUUAUGGUUUUUCAAGUACAGAAGGCUUAUGCCCCUGUAAGUGGGAGAGGAAAAUGGGGGGGUUGAAGCAAUUUUUAAUGCUUUUUGUAGAUAUGAAGGGGGCGGUGGGAUGAUAAAUUGGGAAAGCGAGAGAGAUGGUAAGGGAAUCUCUUCUUCAGGGCCAUUUAAAUUGAUAUUUAGAUUCUGAUGUAUGUAUAAGCGGUGCAAUUUCAUCGUAUUCUUUCUUGUA